Morone saxatilis (striped sea-bass) is the source of this 6436-nucleotide messenger RNA. RefSeq names its product G protein-coupled receptor 37b (gene gpr37b). Gene Ontology annotation, biological process: adenylate cyclase-inhibiting G protein-coupled receptor signaling pathway; positive regulation of MAPK cascade. NCBI's taxonomy places the organism in Eukaryota, Metazoa, Chordata, Actinopteri, Moronidae. Gene Ontology annotation, molecular function: prosaposin receptor activity; G protein-coupled peptide receptor activity. The record is from RefSeq and is a predicted model, not a curated record. Gene Ontology annotation, cellular component: signaling receptor complex; plasma membrane. Bases 463 to 2334 code for a protein of 623 amino acids. The transcript has 2 exons.
CCGACCCAACCCACUAAACUAACGCACUGACAGAGAGAGAGGGAGAGAAACAGUCUUCUUUUUUUGGAUGCUAUUGCCCACAGCUGGAAACUGGAUGCUGUGCGGAUUGUGUGCAUGGAUAUGCAGCAUUUCCCUCUCUCCCUCUCUUUGGCUCUUUCGCUCUGGAUCCGGACUCUGAUUCGCUGUCCUGCUCGGUAAUGUCAAGACUUUGGAAACGGGAGUGACUCGUGGAGGGAGGCGGCGAUUUGGAGGUUGCUGCAUAGUGCACGACAAGACAUUGGGAUAUAACUUAGUUUGCAGAGCUCGCAUCAUGAAUGCAGCCGUUCACUUGAAACCGUGAGCUCCCCCUCUUGUGCUGUGUCCAACAUGGGUGUUGACUGAACACUGGAAGAGUAUCCCCGCGCUGCCACAGAGGUAUGAGGAUGCACUUGUGAGGAUUAAAACUGCGCUCAAUAAUUGACCAUGCAGAUUCUGCCGCCUAGGACGUUAUUUGUGUUAUUUGCCCAUGCACAUGUAUUAUUAUCUCUAAGAAAUAAUGGAGAAGUGCGAUCUAAAGAGGACAGCGACACCAGCGCAUACUCUGCCAGGACUUUUCAUGGGUCACUCCGGGAGAGUCAUCAAAACAAACCCAGGGACCGUGCGCUCUCGCCGGGGUACGCCACAGGUGCGUCCUCGGCGGAACUGCCGGCGCAGCGGGCAGUUAUCAGAGGGAACUCCUCUCACCCCUGGAAAAGGGUAAUUGCAGAAGAAACGUGGCGAAUUGGGCACAACAAGCGCGACUUCAGUAGGACUGUGACACCCAUGGAGGACCCCAACGCUGUCUCACACUGGGGCCCGACGCGCCACCACAAUAAGAGGAUAAAGUUGAAUGGCGGUUUUAGUAGUACGGGGACACCAGCAGGUGGAUACUACAAUGCGGCUAAGCUCUCUUCAAUGGGCCGAGGAGACGGAGGAGGGGGUCCCGAGGAGGGCGACAGGCACAAGAGAGGCACAAAAGACGAGCAGAAGAAAGCGUCCAAGAGGGGGAGAAACCGGCUGAACAAAAGCUCAGUGCUCUUGGCUCAGACUCACGCGUCGCCGUGGGAACCCAUCCCCAAACCGGUGGCCCUCACCUCCACCGACCUGCCCUUUGACCUCUUCACCAGGAGGACCGAGUUAUUCACUUUCAGGGAAGAGAACCCCUGGGACGCCACGCCGAUCACCCCUCCCAGCUCGCAGGAUUUCGGGGACGAGAUCAAGAACCCCUUUUACCCGGUGACAAGCGAGACUUACGGCGCUUACGCGAUCACAUGCGUCUCCGGGGUUAUUUUCCUGGUGGGGAUAGCGGGCAACAUUGCCAUCCUGUGCAUCGUGUGCCAGAACUACUACAUGAAGAGCAUCUCCAACUCACUGCUGGCCAACUUGGCAGUCUGGGAUUUUGUGCUCAUCUUCUUCUGCCUGCCCAUGGUGGUUUUUCACGAGCUGACAAAGUCCUGGCUGCUGGGCGAGUUCACCUGCAAAGUGGUGCCCUAUGUGGAGGUGGCCUCCCUCGGUGUGACCACCUUCACCCUGUGUGCUCUGUGCAUCGACCGCUUCCGUGCGGCCACCAAUGUCCAGAUGUACUACGAGAUGAUUGAGAACUGCACCUCCACUACUGCUAAGCUAGCUGUCAUCUGGAUCGGCGCUCUCCUAUUGGCCCUCCCAGAGCUCCUCAUCAGGCAGCUGGUUGCAGAGGACACAGGAAUUCCGGACGAGCCUCCCGUUGAACGGUGCAUUAUCAGGAUAUCCACCUCACUUCCCGACAUGCUCUACGUGUUGGGCUUGACCUACGAGGGUGCUCGGCUGUGGUGGUGCUUCGGCUGCUACUUCUGCCUCCCCACCCUCUUCACCAUUGGGUGCUCUUUGGUGACGGCACGCAAGAUCCGGCGAGCAGAGCAGGCCAGCGUGCGCAGCAACAAGAAGCAGAUCCGGCUGGAGAGCCAGAUGAACUGCACCGUUGUGGCGCUAGCAAUCGUCUACGGUGCAUGCGUGGUUCCUGAGAACAUCUGCAACAUAGUUUCGGCAUACAUGGCGGCCGGUGUUCCUGAGCACACCAUGUCUGUCCUCCAUCUUCUCUCCCAGCUGCUGCUCUUCUGUCGGGCAGCCGUGACGCCAGCGCUACUCCUUCUCCUGUGUCGCCCGCUGGGAAGGGCCUUCCUGGACUGCUGCUGUUGCUGCUGCUGUAACCACGCGCCAUCCUCGGCCACGGCCAGUGACGAUAACGAACACGAGUGUACCACCGAGCUGGAGCUGUCGCCGUUCAGCACCAUCCGCAGGGAGCUGAGUAACUACACACCUGCCGGCUCCAACUGCUAAACUGACAUUCCUCAUCAGGGAUGGAGAUUUCACUAGCCUGCUAUCAGCCCUUAGCUAGUGUCUGUCAGACUCGUCUAGGAGAGAUUUGCCUUACCUAGUCUAGUCGCAUUUUUAAAUGGGUGCAUGAAUAAAGUCGGACACUGAAUAAUCACAUUCAGCCAGUGUCCUACAUCCUCAACAUUCAUUUCUUACAAUAAUAAUGUACAUUUACAGUAACUGUAUAACCCUUAUUUUCCAGGAAAACAAAAAAAAAAGGCAAAAUCUUCUUUUCCCUCAUGCCCUGGGGUGCUCUUAAAACAGGGUCAGUACACAUUUUUAGCAAUCCUGCCUGAAACCUUUAAGACUUACAAACCUCCCCGCUGUAGACCUUGUAUGCCUAAAUAUCUUUGGACAGUUGGCCUCUCUGACCUGUUUGAUGUCUGGUUCCUCACAAGAGGUUUGAAUCAGGUUAAUUUCUUUAAAUUAGCUUAUUAUGAAGCAGAAAAACUAAGCAGAAAAGACUGCUGUGUUCCGCACAGGCUUCGUGCUCUUAGUGACAGGAAAAGGUAAUAAUAUACUGUACAAUGUACAUAGGGAAAUGAUUGUACAGAAUCUGUUCUGUUAUAAAUAAAACAGUUUGUGAUGAUAAUUGUAUUUGGCCACCACAAAUAAUAUGUAUGUAUAGGAAACUCUGUACUGUAUAUCUGAAGGGAGAAAUAAUUAAGGCCAAUCACCUUCCAGAUGUGUCACUGUUAAAAUUAUGGGGACUAAUUAAUUAUGGUACAACCUUGUAUAAUAACUCAAAUACAGCAUCCAGCUAAACAUGUGGGCUGACACUGCCUAUAGAAAUACAGGACUCAGUUUACAGACUCCAAAUGUACAGUUCAUAUAAUGCUGAACACAUGGGAACAAGGCUCAUGAUAAUUAAACUAGUGCAGGGCGUCUCUGCAGUAAUGACCGUUUGCAAGAAGAAAACACAGCGAGGAGAGAGUGGAUUGGAGAAUCCAAAUGUACAAAACAACACUGACAUUGUAUAUUGCAAAAUAUCCAGUUGACACAAACAUAACUGGGCUGGUCUCAGAGAUACAUAAACAUGGACGUGAGUGGAAUUAAAAGGUUUAAAAUGGACUAAUUGAAAUCUAAUUAGAGUUGAAUGGAGUGGAAUGGAAUCGAAUUAAACACUACAGAUUCAAUUGAAUGGAGUGAAUAUGAAUAGAGUGGAAAGUAAUGGAACAUAACACGGUGGAAUAUAAUGGAAAGGGAUGGACUCAGCAUGGACUGGACUGAAAAUAAAUAUGUGCACUACACUGUUGUAUCAUGUUACGCCUUACACUUUGGGCUGUAUAUAUACUGUACACUUUCUUUGGUGCUCUUAUGAUAAAUGCGCUGUAAACAACAAAUCCAUCGGUUCAACUUAGAAUCGCAAGUAAUUGAUCUGCGUAUUAUGUUUUUGGUCAAGAAGACAGAUUACAGUUAUCUGUGACUCUGACUGAAUAGUGAGGUAAGAGAAGAAAAAAAAUCAAUGUGGAGUUUCACAGAGCUGCCACGGACGCAGUUUAGAGAGAUCUAGAGAAUCUCCGAGGAUAAAUACUGCUUUUGUUGAGAGUGACAUCUAAACUUCAAGUAUGGCAGCAUUUUAUUUUACAGUACAGUAAUUACUCAGUGUUUACUAGAUCACUGGUGAAUACUCAUAAAUGAAAAGCUAAUUGCUUGUAAUUAACAUUGUAGAUGUUGAGAGAUUGAGACUUCUAUAGAUGCAAUAAAUGACUCAUCUACACUUUUUUUAUUACAUUGGUACAGAAAUAUAAUUGCUGGUAGUUAGUUAUGUUAUGUAACAUAUUAACACAGUAAUAAUCAUUUAGUAGGUAAUCAAAACAUAUUAAGUUAUUAUAAACAAAAAAGUGCCAAAAACUGCAUAAUUACAUUGUAAAUACAACUGAUGGGCUGUAAAUAUACGGAAAAUUAUAUAUUUGUACCAAUAAUUACUGCAAGGUUUAGAGUAAAUAUAAAGCAACUGUUUCAUUUUUGUACAAGUUAUUUAUUUACAAUUCCUGAACUGUAAAACCAAGUGCUACCAUAAGUGUAAAUUACCUUGAAGGCAAGAGCGGCAGAGUUUAGAGUAAUGCUGGCGACUUUGUCCUGCUCUUUUGAUAAUGGAUAUGAGAAAUUUACACUACAGCAACCCUGGGGUCACUGUUACCUGAGAUAGUGUUGUGUUUGCAAAUUGGUAAGACCUCAAUCCUAAAAGCCAUUUCUCUUAACGUUUAAAGUGAAAACAAGAGCAGCCGAACACAAUUAUGUUAAAAAUAAUAGUAUAAUAGUCUAACAUCACAUUUUUUAUAAUCAUACUUACAAUACACAAGAACAAUGCUGUUGACCUCUGCAUAUAUCAUCAGCUGCUGGGAAUGCUCACUUUAUGCUAAGGACCUGUUAGCUUUAGCCUCAGUCUUUCUGAAUAAUCAUGUAUGUAGUCACCAAGUGCAUAUUUAAGACCCUUUUAAAGGGUUGCUGUUUUAAAAUGAGUCGGUGAGAAACAUUAAAAAGUCAGCCGGAGACACCGUUUUCAACAACCUCUCGCUGCUAAUGUUAGCCUAGUUAGCUAGCUUCCAGCAACAGUGGCACAAUUGACAGUCGCCAACUAGAAAUGAGAAGCUGCGUUUGUCUUCUUCUGUCUGAUAUGAAGGACCAAUUGUGUCAAUAAUUACGAAGAAUUUUGAAUGAUAGGCCAAAUCUACCACUGGUGUUGUAAACGGAAUAUGUGCCACGCGAGAAUAGAAAGCUUUACAGGCGUAGCAACAGUCACUAAAUUAGUUAUUAGUGGCUUCUUGACCACUAAUACCCUUAGCGGUUUCAUUACUUGAGUUUUUUAAGGAGAGCCAAUGAAAUGUUUUUCACAGUGUAUAAAUUUACAAGUGUAUUGUACUGUAAAUCUGUUUUCUUAUUCCUACCAAUCAGACCUGGGUCAAAGCAAGGUUCAAACCACCGUUACACCUUAUUACAAUGCAGGUAAUUGAAGUUAUACUGAAAACUGAACAGCCCAAACAUUUGAUACAUAUGCUAAUAUGGCAGAGGUAUGUAGAAGGCUUCUGUCGAUUAAAAGCCUUUAUUUUGUUUGGUAAACUUAUUCUAAUUCAAAUUCUUUAAAUAUUUAUAACUAAGAUUAAUGGUGGCGAGCUCUGUGAUGACCCAGGUGUGAUGUUCAUUGGUAUACUGUAUAUUGCGAUGAAUCUUUUGCAUACGAUUCUGCACUGCCAAACACCUUCUCUCUGUCUGUCUCUUGUGCUCUUGUGGUAGUAGCACACUAUCUCUGGGUGUCUCUCUUAGCAUGGAGGUCAGUUUGCCCUCAGCUCCAUCAAUACAGGAAUAUUACUACAAAACAUAAAUCACAAAAGGUUUGACAGCACCCAAGGCCUGUCAUACUCAUAUGUUAUUCGUUCACUAUACACAGAAACUGUGGGAAAAGGGUGGGGUUUUUCCUGCCACAGCUGGAGGCAGCAACCCACUGGCUGUAAUGAACUCCGGUUUAUGAGCUCCAAGAGAUCCAGGUGGAUGUAGCCUCUGGUUGGCGCCGCCUGCAGUUCUUCAAGUUAAUAGAGGAGAUUGGCAGGAGCAUAGCAGCACUGCAACACAAUGCCCUGCAGCCUGUUUGACAACUCUUUUUAUUACCAUCACUAUUAGGGUGUUGUGGACCAAUGUGUAAACCUGUCCAGGGAGUUAAUAUGCCCUUGCACCAGCCAAUUCCUACCAUAAAAUCACUUCAAGAACUUGGGAGGUUUUUUUUUUUGUAUUUAGUUCAGUGAGUUUAGGUCUGUUUUUUGAUGCAACGUAAGUGUAAACUGACCUCCUAGAUCUGAUUAUCUUUUUCUGCAUAUUUCUGGGAGUAUAGCUCAUUCUAAAUGGCUCAGUGUGUAGUAACGUGGUUCAAACUAUUGAUGAAGUGAUUCUUGUAAAUCAGUCAGUGAGACGUUUAUUCUGAGUUUUGUGAGUAUCCUCUUCACUCUGAGCAAAUUGUGUCUGUAUUUGAUACCUGAAAAUGUAAGCACACGACCACUAUUGUCUCUAAGUCUAGUCACUGGUUUCUAAAUAGCUUUUUAUAUAGCCAAAAAAACUGUCCCUUUGUUUA